GUUUGACUGUGACUUACUUGGUACUCUUGUUUGGAUUCUCUUGAACAGCAGAUGAAGUCCAGGAUAAGGGCAACACGAUAACAAUUCCAAGUGUCUGAACUCUCUAACCAGGCAGAGCUCAAGAGCACCGUCUUCUGGCAGAAAAGAAAACAUCUGUAGGGAUUUAGAUGGAUUACAUUGUAACAACUUCAUCUAAUCCCUCCAUUUACUGACGCAAGACAGCUUUUGUGUAACCUUUUGGUAUAUUUCUCACAGCUCCUACUGCCAAAACACUAAACAAAAAUGACUUUAUAGCCACUGACUGCAGGAGAAACAGAAGAAAAGCAACAUCAAGCAUGGAGGCUGUGACUUCUCAUGCAGGGGCUCUCCCUUCCACAUCCAUGACCCCCACCUCCCCUUCUCCCUCAUCUCAUGGAUACCUGCAGUUCUUCUGGGAAUAUCAGGAAAAUUCUGUCAUUGUGGAGCAUUACAACUACACUGGCAAGCUGCAGAAAGACCGCUACCGUGAGGGGCUCAAACCUGAGGGCAUUGCAUUCCUGGUGGUGUGUCUCCUCAUCGUCCUGGAGAACGCUGUGGUUCUCAUCGCCAUUUGGAAGAACAAGAAGUUCCACCUGCCCAUGUAUUACCUGCUGGGAAAUCUGACUCUGUCGGACUUGCUGGCCGGGAUUACCUAUAUGGCCAACAUCAUCAUGUCAGGACCUAAUACGUUGAAACUGACACCACUGCUGUGGUUCCUUAGGGAGGGAGGGGUCUUCAUCACUCUGGCUGCCUCUAUCAUCAGUCUGCUGGCCAUUGCAAUUGAACGUCAUGUCACUAUGGUGACUAUGAGGCCAUAUCACGGGGCAAAACGAGGACGGAUGUUGGCACUAAUUGGUGCUAGUUGGGCCCUGGCAGGGUUUUUAGGAGUUCUCCCAAUUUUGGGAUGGAACUGCAUUCACAGACUGGACCAGUGUUCAACGGUGCUUCCGCUUUACGCCAAAAGCUACAUCCUUUGCUGUGUGUCUGUGUUCAGUGCAGUGCUUCUGGCCAUCGUGGUUCUUUAUGCCCGGGUUUUCCGCAUCGUCCGCACCAACACACAGCGCCAGCGGCUGGGUCUGUCAGGCAGCAUGAGGAAGGGCUUAGCGAGGAAGUCACAGAAGUACAUCGCCCUCCUCAAGACAGUCACCAUUGUGCUGGGUGUCUUCAUUGCCUGCUGGCUGCCCCUCUUCCUCCUCCUCCUCCUGGAUUUUUUCUGCCCCACCCGCAGCUGCAACCUCCUCUACAAGGCUGAUUACUUUCUGGGAGUGGCUAUGGUCAAUUCGCUCCUCAAUCCCAUCAUCUAUACUCUGACGAGUAAGGACAUGAGGAGAGCCAUCCUGCGGCUGCUCUGUCGGCCGUGUCUGAUGACCAGAGAUGGACAGGUGAAGAAGAUUGGGAUGCCAUUCUUGGAGUGCAGCUUCAGCAAAACUGAGGUGGCCUCUCAGAAGUUAGAGGGGGGACUGGAAACAACCAUUUCCUCUGGGAACAUUAUCACCACUCCAUCUCCAAUUAAAGCUCUUUAUCCCAAACUCUUCAAGUCAUAAGAACGCAGACUGAGUCCAGAAGUGUCUGAAUGGGUUUCCCACUAAACAGAGCACGCGUAGCACAUCUUCCAUAGAGAGGAAGCAGUUGUAGUAUUGUCGAUUCUGGAGCAAGCCAGAAACGGAGAACGGCAUGAAAUGUGAUAGAGGCACAAAAGACUCAUGUUUAGACAAAUGCCUCUCCUUUGACAAGUCAAAAGUGGCAAAGUUGCAGCAAUAUAACUGCAUCAGCAAAUUUCAUUACAACAUAAUUACAAAGCCAAAGACCAUAUAGAUGGCACUCAAAUGUGAACAGACUUUUUUAAACAGACUUUUUUUUGAUGAGUCCCUUUAACUAAUUUGCACUGAAGUAUCACAAUGAACGGAAAAGCAACUUUAGAUACAAUUUCCUGUGGUUCUGUAGUCUGUGUUGAUGCCUAGAAGGGAACUCAAAGACUGUUGUGGUGACAUACAAAAGCGCAAAUCUGACAUUCUCUUCCAAACUUGCUGGACUCGUGGUGAACAGGUGUAGUUGGCUUUUUCCUUUUUCCCUUUUUUGCAGUUUCUUAUUGAAGUGCCUUAAAUAUACAGCACAAAUACUCCUAAUACUUGUAGUGUAUAAUGUGUGCAUGUGUAGACACCUGGUUUUCGCUGGUUCGAAGGCCCAUGGUGUACUAAAAUUUGUCUAAACAAAAUCAUGUGGAAAACCCCAACACAUUUUUGUGUACAUGAUGCAGGGACACAGACAGAUAAUAAGAAGAGGGAGGCAACACUCCCGCUUAGCUUCUUGCAAAGGGUGCUUGCUGAAGACUGCUGUGGCAAAGAGGUGGGAGGAAAAGUGCGCAUUUGAAAAACAAAAGCAGUUUUGAAAUGACAGGUGGUUUACAUAUCUGUUGUUGAAGUGGAAAGUUGUUGUGGUUUGUGUCCGAUUUUUUAAAAUGUCAGUCUGGCAUCUGCAGUGAAGCUGCUACAACUCCAAAUUUUCAGCAUGCCUAUAUCUAUCGUGUGAUUAACUGACUGAUGCAACAAAUAAGUCUUUCCAUUGCGAAAGGCUAAUAGUUUAACUUCAGUUGAGAUCAAAACAGCUGCAAUUACACCACAUGUUUAAGUAUAGACCCAGUAAAUUAUUGCAAGAUUUAUAAAUCAAAUUACAAAUAAAGUUGUGAUGUUGUGAAUCGUCAUCAUUCUUCAGGUGUUUUAAGGACAAGAAUGUGCCUGCACUUGAAAGCUAAAAAAUGUGGAAUCAUGGCAGACUCAGAGUGCAACUAUGCCAAUACUUCAGUUCAUUAUUCAUCAUGAAAAUUUCUGGGUGUAGUUUAAGGAACUGGAUUAUCUUAAUUAUAAAAUGAGUUUGACGUCAGUCUUUUUAUACACGUUUUAAGUGCAUUCUUUCCAGAUCUUCCUUUUAAUAUUCUUUUUUGUACUGAAAAUUCAUGUAGUGAACUUUAUGUGUUUUUGAAGACAUUUCUACCACAUCUGUAUUGUAAAUUAUAGCUAUUUUUGUAACAA
Messenger RNA from Acanthochromis polyacanthus (spiny chromis), 3047 nucleotides. It is a transcript of the gene s1pr5b, whose product is annotated as sphingosine-1-phosphate receptor 5b. Bases 336 to 1562 code for a protein of 408 amino acids. The transcript has 2 exons. The record is from RefSeq and is a predicted model, not a curated record. Gene Ontology annotation, cellular component: membrane. Lineage: Eukaryota; Metazoa; Chordata; Actinopteri; Pomacentridae. Gene Ontology annotation, molecular function: sphingosine-1-phosphate receptor activity. Gene Ontology annotation, biological process: G protein-coupled receptor signaling pathway.